GGGGGGCUGCGACAGGCCGGGCCCUGUGCGGGGCGCAUGGAGGCGCCCCCCGCCUGCAGAGAGGUGUGACCCCCGCUACUCGUGCGGCCCUCGGAGCCGCCCCGGCCUGGAGAAGAAUUGGGGCGCGGGGCCUUCGGCAGAGCAUCGCCCCCGGAGCUUUCUCAGCUAACUGCUGAGAGAUGAAGAAGUUCUUCGACUCGCGCCGGGAACAGGGCGGCUCUGGGCCCGGUUCGGGCACCAGCGGAGGCGGCGGCGGCAGCGGAGGGCCCGGCAGCGGUUACAUCGGCAGAGUGUUCGGCAUCGGCCGCCGCCAGGUGACGGUGGACGAGGUGCUGGCGGAAGGUGGAUUUGCCAUAGUGUUUCUUGUGAGGACAAACAAUGGGAUGAAAUGUGCCCUGAAGCGGAUGUACGUCAAUAAUGAGUAUGACUUGCAAGUAUGCAAAAGAGAAAUCCAAAUCAUGAGAGAUCUAUCUGGCCACAAGAACAUUGUAGGAUACAUUGAUUCCAGUAUAAACUCAGUAAGCAGCGGUGAUGUGUGGGAAGUGCUGAUAUUAAUGGACUUCUGCCGAGGAGGACAGGUGGUGAACCUCAUGAAUCAACGACUUCAGACAGGGUUCACAGAGAAUGAAGUCCUGCAGAUCUUCUGUGAUACCUGUGAAGCUGUAGCAAGGCUGCAUCAGUGUAAAACACCAAUAAUCCACAGGGAUCUGAAGGUUGAAAAUAUCCUGCUACAUGAUCGUGGCCACUAUGUCCUCUGUGACUUUGGAAGUGCUACCAACAAAUUCCAGAAUCCUCAAACAGAAGGGGUGAAUGCAGUGGAGGAGGAGAUCAAGAAGUACACUACGUUAUCUUACAGAGCACCAGAAAUGGUCAACCUGUAUAGUGGCAAACUUAUCACUACAAAAGCAGACAUAUGGGCCCUCGGCUGUUUGCUGUACAAGCUGUGUUACUUCACUUUGCCAUUUGGGGAAAGUCAGGUGGCAAUCUGUGAUGGCAACUUCACCAUUCCAGAUAACUCUCGGCAUUCACAGGACAUGCACUGCCUCAUCCGGUAUAUGCUUGAGCCAGACCCUGAUAAGAGACCUGAUAUUUAUCAAGUCUCCUACUUUGCAUUCAAACUGGCAAAGAAGGAAUGCCCAGUCCAGAACGUCCAGAACUCUCCAAUCCCUGCUAAGCUCCCAGACCCAGUCAAAGCAAGUGAAGCUGCGGCGAAGAAGAGUCAACCAAAGGCCAGGUUGACAGAUCCCAUUCCUACAACAGAAACUUCCAUAGCACCCCGCCAGAGACCUAAAGCAGGGCAGACACAACCCAACCCUGGAAUUUUACCAAUUCAGCCAGCCUUGACACCUAGGAAGAGACCCACAGCCCAAGCAGCAAUUCAGCCUCAAGGGCCUGCUACCCUGGGCAGUGGUCAGCCUUCACUUCCUGCAAGUGUCCCCCAACAAAAAGCAGCACCACAACCAACUUCAGUGCAGCCACAAGCCAAGCAGGCGCCAGCACUCCAGCAGGCAUCGCAGGCACAGCCCCAGGUCCCUUCUGCUCAGCCACAAGCCACACCUCAGCACCAACAGCAGCUUUUUCUGAAGCAGCAGCUACUGCAGCAACAGCAACAGGCUGCAUAUUACCAGCAGCAGCAGGUGAUGCAAGCUCAGCAGUUCCCAGUGAUGCAGCAGGGAGCACCAGCGCAGCAGCAGCUGAUGCAAAACUACUACCAGCAGCAGCAGCAGCAGCAGAUGAUGGCCCAGCAGAAGACAGCAGCAGCAGCAAUUCAGCAAAAGCAACAGGCUCCAGCAGCACCACAGCCCCAGGCCCAGCAAAGUGCAGCCCAUCCAACACCGCAGCAGGAACAAGCGAUGCAGGCACAAAUAAGGCAACAGCAAAAACCUCAAACCACACCACCUACAGCAGUUCAGGGGCAGAAGCUGGGUUCUCUCACCCCUCCAUCCUCCCCCAAGACACAGCGUGCAGGACACAGGAGGAUUCUGAGUGAUGUGACUCACAGUGCUGUUUUUGGGGUUCCAGCCAGCAAAUCUACCCAGCUCCUGCAGGCAGCUGCUGCUGAAGCCAGUCUCAACAAGUCCAAAUCGGCUUCCACUACGCCCUCGGGUUCCCCAAGGACUUCACAGCAGAAUGUCUAUAAUCCACCCGAUGUCUCCACCUGGAAUCCAUUCGAUGAUGAUAACUUCUCCAAACUCACAGCUGAGGAGCUGCUGAACAAGGACUUUGCAAAGCUGGGUGAUGGGAAAGCUCCAGAAAAGAUGGGCAGUUCUACAGAGAACUUGAUUCCAGGUCUCCAACCAGCUUCAUCUGCAGCUCAGGCAGAUGCGUUUGGUGGCUCAUCUUCCUUCACUGCUGGAUCAGCUGAAAAAAUGAAAGACAUCCUGAGUCUGGAUGCUAGCCCUCCUCUUCUGACUGUGCCUGAUCCUUUCAUCUCUCUCCCAUUAUCUGACACUCCAGGUCUGCAGAGGGAUCCUGCCCUGUUUCCAGCUGUACCUCUUGAUCUCUGCAAAGGUCCCACUGCCAGCGAUGGGCUUGCUUUGUACAAGACUCAGCCAGAGGUGAAAACGCAGACCAAUGCUGAGUUCGACUAUGCCACACGUGAUGGCCCUUCAAGCAACAGCUCCUUCUACAGUAGCGAAGGUGAGGGGACAGACCACGAAGGGGACAUUCUGGAUUGCAGUGGCUCCAGGCCUUUGCUGCUGGAUUCGGAAGAGGAGGAGGAAAGCUGCAGGCCGGGUGUGGGCUUCCUGCAGGCCGGGCCCAGGGAGAGGAGGGACAUUUCCAGGGAGCAGCACCCCCACACGCAGGCCACAGAGACGCCGUUCCCUGCCUUCCAGUCGCAGUCUGGGGAGGUUUUUAACGAACCUGAUGUCUUUGCCACAGCUCCUUUCCGCAGCUCCAGGAAAGCACCCGAUGAGGCAGACGUCUUCACCAAAGCUCCUUUCAUCUCCAAGAGCAGCGCGGCUCUCCGACACUCAGAGGAAGCAGAUGUGUUCCUCAGAGCCCCUUUCACCAAAAAGAAGAGCAUGGAGGAGUUGUUGUCUCACAGUGUGCCCAAGGAACCGCACGUGUUCCUCAGUCCAGCAGCUGAUGUCCAGCACAGAACCACCCCUGCGUUCCAAAGCCUGGAUGCGGUGGUCUCCGGGCCAUUAGCAAGGCUGCAGUAUCCUUCCGGCUUUGGUCUGCUGAGCAACCUUCCUCCUUCUGUGAGAGCAACAGAGGAGCACAGCCCUCCUCCAACCAUGCAGCCGGAACCCGGCGAGCGCAGCCCAGCCCAGCCCAGCCCUCAGGAAUGCAUGCUGGGCCCGGUGGCGAACAGUCGGCCUUUCCGUCUGCAAGCCUUGUCCAAGUACUCCCGUCACUACAGCCCGGAAGAUGGGCCUGGUCUCGACGUCCAACCCAUCGCUGCUUACAAAGUGGUUUCUCAGACCAACAGGCAGGCCAUAGCGGGCUCUGUCUCCCUUGCCCCGCUGGCUGCCAGGACUACGGAGCUGCCCGCAGCCGAUCCUUUUGCUUCAGCACCAUUUCCUUCCAAAGCAGCAAAGCAAAAGCCUUAAUGUGCUGUGAGCUGGGGGUGUUCCCAGCAGAACGCUUCCCACAAGACCUCAAAACUCUUUGUCGAAUUGGUUGGCAUAUAUUAUAUAUGUGUGCCAACACAUAUAUAAUUUUUCAGUCAGAACUCUAUUUGCAGUGAUACAGUAGAACCGUUUAGAACCGUUUUAAGUUAUGUUAGCUAGUCAGAAUGCCUGGCUCUCAGGAUCCUCAUAUCCUCUUCAGUUACUUCUUUUCUUCCUCCUCUCACUGCCUUCCCCAAGUCAUUUUGUCAGCAAUAUGCCAUACCUUCUGGCUCUGACUAGGGAAAGGCACUGUAAGGUUAAUUAACUGGCAUUUUAAUUACAGAGCAAGUCAAGUGAGACUGGCUGGUGCUAUGGCAAGGAAGCUAUUUCACAGGUUCAGGGCUUAUAGAGAUUUCCCAUUAGUUGGGGCUUCUGGAGGACAGCAAGGUGACACUUCUUGCUGCUGAUGGUGACAGUGAGCCUGGCAGCUCCAGGGUAUGUGUGUCAUGCAUGAAGUCAGUCAGUGUCUUCUGUUGCUUGUCUUGCUCUGCUCUGUUGCAAAUGCUCCAGAUUAGGAAUUAAAGCUGCAAGAAGGAGAUCUGUUGGGCUGUUACAUGGAAAAUUAAAAGAUCAAGAGUGUGGGAUUUCCCUGAAUGUAGGACCCAGAAAUCUGCUUUUGGUGUUGUAAAGGAGAGUAUGUGAGUAUGUAAGUCCUGUGGAAAAGCUUAUUGUGAAGACACCUGGAUGGCUUUCCUGGUCUGUGUGUCUCACUUGGUGUAAUUUGGCCUUGUCUGCAGUCUGGUUCAGCUGGUAGAUGCCAGCAGAGAGCUUGACUUUGGGUUUAUCGUUUUGACCUUUUAUCAACUAAGAUGACCUCCAACAAAAUCUGUUCAUGCUCCUCUGGGAAUAUUUGGUGUUCUUUGGAUAUCUUGUGCUUCCUGCUGUGUUCCCAAAGAGAAAGGCAACUUGUUGCUGAUUGUUCUGCCUUUGGAGCAGAAUCCUGAUGCUGUGUUUGGUGGAAAAAUAGUGCUAUCCCUGGCCAGGAAAGGCUGUAAGUGUGGGCUGCUUUCAGGUUAUCUAGAUGUGGGGGCUCACAGUCGCUGUGUGGUGUUCCUGUGUCAGGCAUUGGUGCUGCAGGAUGUCUCCCAAGAAAAGUGUUUUGUUUUCAUUUUCAAGGGCUUGACAUCUGGGGAAGAAUCUCUGUUGACUCUGGUAGUUUCUACUGAAUCCCUUAGAAACUUUGCAGUGUCUGUUUCCUGAGGGAAUUUGAUCCUCAUCCUGUUAGGUCAGAGCUUUGCACUGAGGUUUGAGGGCAGAAUUCCCUUUUGCUGGAUUAUGGCCAGCAGGAAGGGGAGGGUGGAAAAGCCCCAACCAGCAGGAGGUGGAGAGCAAAGCACAAGUAGAACCCCAAUCUCGGUUUCCCUCCAAUAUCUCCAGUUGCAAGAGGUGAGCCAGUGCUGCUGCUGGGUGUGUUCAACCUUGAGAUUGCUGGAGGGCAGGGAGAAGUUGGGACACCUGAGAACAGGAGGGCUGUCAGGGUGCUGUUUUCCUGUGUUCCUCCACCAGUGGUAGUAGCAGUAAAUACUGUAGGGAGAUUUCUGGGUUCCAUGGAGAAGUUUUCAACUAAGCUGAGGCUGUUGUUGAUGGUGUUUCCUUCUCGUUGGGUUUUCCCAUUCGAAUAUAUCCCCAAAAGUGCAAGGCAUUGCUAUGUGCAAGUUCAAGGUAUUAGCUCUGCUAACUGGAUUUAGGUUCUCUGCUUUUCUUCAGUUUUUACUUGAAAAGUUGCCUUUGAAUCAAUGUGUGAAACUUCCUACAAUGCCACAUCCAAGUUGCACUUAAGAAAAAUAAAAUAAAAUUUGAAAGUAGCAUAGCUGGAGAAGCAUUCACCCACUGUCCAGCUCUUGCCCUUCAGACCUUGCUGCCCUGCACUGCCACAGGAUGAAGGGACAGAGCGCAUUCAAGUUGAGUUGGGCUGGACUUCCAGCUGGGAUUUUGGCAAUGGAUAUUCUGCAAGCACUUUACACAGUGCCCCACAAGCUAACAAGCCUGCCAGCUUCAAUGGUUUUACGUGUACUUUUGGGGUUAGAGGCAGCUUGUUUGCAUCUCUGCUUGUGACUUAUUAAGGAAUGGGACUUAUGGUUGUGGUCAGAAAACUGAAUUUCAGUAUGAUUUUUUUCUGUAUAGCAUUGUAGUUUCUAAUCUCCCGAUUCUGCGUGGCCAGUAUGGCAGCUUUAGCAUGAUGGAUUAUAAUCCAAAAUUUCACUUCUGUAUUAUGAAGCUGUUUCUAAUGAAGGUGGAAUGAUUGUGCUUAUAGUUUUCUUUACCACCUUACUGGUGCUGUUAAUUAAAUGAGCCGGUAUGGCCUAAAUGCAGCAUUUUGGGGUCAAUUUUCUGAACAAAGCCACUGGUUCCACCUGUCCAGAGCUGUAGCAUAUCCUGCUCUGGGUCCUCAGAACACACCUUGGUCCUGCGACAGUCGUAGACACAAUUCUUCCUCAUCGCCAACUGAAUGUCAGCAAUGCACUUAAGACAUUAAUCACAGUAUCUGCAUGCGAAAACAAAAAGGAAGAAGCAUCAUGCUGGGCUCUCCAUGCCUCACUGCCACAUUUGCACAACAGCAUGGGGCUACUGAAGCUCACCUGUAGGAAUGGUGUGCACAGAGCUCACAUUGCAUCAGCAAUCAUCCUCAGUGUCACUUAAUCAGGCACGGCCAAGUGAGAUCUGUUUAAUUGUUGAAUUCUCUGUCACUCCAAAGUGGGAAUUGGUUACUUUAACUCAGCUUCCACCAAAGACUUUUGUGUUGGGGAGUUGAAUUUUUUUUUUUUCCUCUGUGUUCAUGGUGUUAAUUUAAGGCCUUUCAGUACACCAAAAGACUCCAAAGCAUUCUUACAGCAGGUACCCUGAUGGUGAAAUCUUGUUCCUCUUCUGAAACACAUUCCUGAAACCUGAUCCAACGUGUCAGUAUUCCUAAAAUUAUGCCACAGCCCGAAGUUUCCGUUGGCCAUCAUGUUGUUCUUGUCUGGGGGCUGGUGAUGUCCUGGGGUCUCCUGUAUCCAUCUUAGGGGCUGGAGAUGUUCUGGUGUUCCCAGUCCCAUCCUGGGACUGCUAUGUGGGGUCCUCAGGUCCUAUCCCAGGGCUGGUGAUGUCCUGGGGUCCUCUGGCCCCAUCCUGGGGCUUGGUGGUGGCUGGAGGUCCCUUGUCUUCAUCCUUGGGGUUCUUCUGAUCCCAUCAUGGGGCUGGUGAUGUUCUGGGAUCCCCUGUCCUCAUCCCAGGGCCUGGAGGUGUUCUGGGGUCCUCUGGCUUCAUCCUGGGGCUGGUGCUGGCUGGGGGUUCCCUGUCCCCACUUGGGGGUGGGGUUUCCUGCUCCCCUCCUGGCGCUGGUGAUGCCUAGGGUCUCAGAUUUGUAUGGCUACGGAAAUGGACGGAGUUGUGUUGUUGUUCUGGGUGUGAUGUCUGUGUUCCUGGUAAUCACUAUGAAGAAAUGUUCAAGCUGUAAACUUCUGUACAUUUAUUAAAGCUGUACCUGAUUACA
Molecule: messenger RNA, 7089 nt
Organism: Centrocercus urophasianus (Greater sage-grouse)
Lineage: Eukaryota; Metazoa; Chordata; Aves; Galliformes; Phasianidae
Gene: AAK1
Product: AP2 associated kinase 1
Exons: 18
Coding region: 180-3557 (1125 amino acids)
Biological process (GO): protein phosphorylation
Molecular function (GO): protein kinase activity; ATP binding
Source: RefSeq, a predicted model, not a curated record